This is a messenger RNA of Diprion similis, 1460 nucleotides long. RefSeq lists its product as uncharacterized. The transcript has a single exon. Bases 1 to 1404 code for a protein of 467 amino acids. Lineage: Eukaryota; Metazoa; Arthropoda; Insecta; Hymenoptera; Diprionidae. The record is from RefSeq and is a predicted model, not a curated record.
AUGUAUAUUAUAUAUUCGUUUAGUAUCUAUAAAUUAGUUUAUCCUCUGAACGCUCAGGACAGGAUCGGUGGCCCAUCAUUGGCCAUCAGUGAGCAAAAAGAGCCCAGAUCACCGCGUGCCCAGAGAAGCUACAGCGCGGAAAUCGAUUUUCUGCAAAAGACGCAGGCAGUGAGGCGUACCGAGGAUCGCCGGUACACAGACUUCGGAGAGGCUGGGCGCUGGAUGCCAUCCUCAAAGCAGGUCUCAAAGACAAAGAGGCUUCCCUUCCCGACCCAAGACUCGAUAGAAGAAGAAGAAGACGCAAUUCAAGCGGACAAAGCGACAUGGGAGAGCGAUCAAAGUGAGCUCAGGGACCAGGAAGAAAGAUCGCAUGGUAAACAAAUUAGCCCGAGAACUAAGAUGUCCGAAGCUUUCAGCGCUGGAGAGCACGAUACUAUGGUGCCGAUGAAAAACACAAAGAGUCACGCCACCAGAAGCCAUAGCGCUGGGGCGACUUGCUCCAGAAGCAGAGAUCACUCAAGCUUUGGCUCGCCCCCUUCCAGGCCAUGCAGGGAACGCAGAUACACCGACACCACCCUGGAUCCGCCAGGGUGGGAUUCUCCGACGAUCGGCUUCGUUUGUGACGACGUCUUUCAGGCUAACCAGCACUCGGAAGAUGCAAAAUCUGCAUCCUUGGGAUCAACACCGACUGGCACAGUACGUCGGGGCAUCACGGAGCAGCGAGACUACAAAAGGAGCCCGUCCUCCGAGCCAGCGAGGUGUACCACUGGGGUAAAUCAGCGAAUCCGUGAUCUCUACGACUUCAAAGUCGAGACCGAGUGGCCCAGGAAGGCGAGACACCCACCCCGAAAGAACUUUUGGAUCAGCAAGAGCAGAAGUGACGAAAAGGAGCACCACGAAUCGUCGGCGUCCAAAGAACGGAACGCAGACGUAUUGCAAAAACGGGCCUUCGAAGAUCUGGACGAAGACGAGCGCGAGGAACGGCUCAGAAUAUUCCACGAAAAGCUGAGGUUCAGUGAGGAUCUUGGACAGCCGAUCGACCAGCGGGAGCGGAGGCUUCACUCUGCUGAUGACUUUGGCAACGAGAGAGCAUGCAGACAGAUUUGGAGUGCUAAGCGAACUUCCAGGGGUUCGAGAGAGUCCUGGAUCAGCUACACCGAGAUCAGCCAAGCCAGGCAGGAGUCCCGAGUAAGCGACGCGAGCUACGUAAGCAUCGAGGUGUUCGAGAGAAGCGUUGAGGCCUCGACGAGAAAAGCCUUCAGCCAAGGCGAUGAACCGACUCCUUCGUCGUCAACGCCGCCAACACCGCCGUCGACUCCAAUGUCGAAAAACUCGACGGGAAAACGAAAUCCGCACCCGAAACCCGAAAGACAGGGUUCCAAGUUCAAGAUCUAUCUGGUAUAGGGAAUUAGAGUCAGAUGUUAUGGAACGUCUUUUUAACGAAUUACCGGAGUACUGUU